ACUGUUUGACCCAAGUUGUAACUAUAGUUGUUACUCUCCGCCUCUAGUAUAAACGAACCCUAAAUUGACCCUUAGCUUGGUACGAAUUAAAUUGAUACUAGAAAGCAAAAAACAAUGCUUAAGGAAUUUUGGAAUAUGACAGAGUUAAAUUGAGCUGAAUAUUGUGCAAAGUAACGAUAAAUAAUAUUUAGGAAAGUCUGUAACUUUUAGAUAAAAAUAUGAUCUAAAAAUAUUUAAAUAAAUUAAGUUCUCUUGUGAAAUUCAGAUUAUUAUUAAAAUAUGAACAACUGUUAAUUGUGUUAAAGCCGAAUUUAAAUUUAUGGUUUGAUAAUAUCAAGCAUGUUAUUUAUAGAAUAACUUGCAAAAAAUGUUAGAUAAAAAACAUUUUACAACAUUUGUAUUAUUUGGUGCAGGAUUUUUCACUGCCUUGUUGAUAUCUGGUUGCUUAUUGGUUUGGUUUGUUAAUAAUGAUUCAAAUAUUCAUGUUAAUUUAUCCUCUAAUGUAGUUAAUUCAAGAUACUUCUUAAUUUUAUCUAAUAAUGAUUCUAAAAAUACACAGUCUUACAUAUUUAAUAAAUUAACAGUCGAUGAUGAAACUACUUUAAUCGAUUUUAAAAAAUUCAAAUUUAUAAUAAAUCGCAGUAUUUGCAACGAAACAAAUCCAUUUUUAGUAAUGUUAAUACAUUCUGCACCAUCUAAUUUUAAAAAAAGGCAUGUAAUUAGAGAAACCUGGGGUAGAUCACUGUCAUCUAUCGCAACGUUAUUUUUAGUUGGAAUUUCAGAAAAAUAUCAAAUUCAAUUAGAAGAGGAAAAUACUGAAUACCAAGAUAUCAUUCAGGGAAAUUUUUUUGAUUCUUAUCGGAAUAUUACGUACAAGCAUGUAAUGGCAUUAAAAUGGGUUACUUAUUAUUGUCCACAUGCAAGGUAUAUGUUAAAAUUAGAUGAUGACGUAUUCGUGCACGUACAAGCAUUAGUAGAAUUUUUGAGAAAUAGAUUGUUGACAACAAAUAGCAAACGUCUUAUAUUAUGUGAUACCAUCUCAUCUUCUAUGGUUAAAAGAUCAUGGCGUUCAAAGUGGCGCGUUUCUCCAAAAGAUUAUGCAGAUAUUAAAUAUCCACGUUACUGUGCAGGAUGGGCAAUUUUAUAUUCUUCUGAUGUUGUUUUUCUUCUUUAUAAAGAGGCUCAAAAACAACCUUAUUUUUGGAUAGACGAUGUGCAUAUAACUGGAACACUUGCAAAAAAUAUCAAUCUUACGCAAACAUCACUGCAUUCCAUGAUACUUUCAGAAAAUAUGAUGAAACUGUUGUUACAAAACUCAAAAAUAAAAAAAAAAUUCUUUUUAGGUCCACCUAAUCUGAUGGAAAAUGAAAUAAGAGCGCUAAAUAACGCACUCGCAAUAAAUAAAAGAACAUGAAACUGUGAAUUUCUACGAAUUUGUUUUAUUCUAAAUUGACAGCAUAAUAGAAAUAUAAAAAUUUAAUUGUAAACUCGGAAUAUGGUUACUUUAUGAUAUUUAAUUUUGUUGUUUAUAUGUAAAGAAAACUACAUUCUGUUGC
Molecule: messenger RNA, 1556 nt
Organism: Nasonia vitripennis (jewel wasp)
Lineage: Eukaryota; Metazoa; Arthropoda; Insecta; Hymenoptera; Pteromalidae
Product: beta-1,3-galactosyltransferase 5
Exons: 3
Coding region: 368-1414 (348 amino acids)
Cellular component (GO): membrane
Molecular function (GO): hexosyltransferase activity
Source: RefSeq, a predicted model, not a curated record